GCCGGCGAGCCCAAGAUGGCGGCGCUGGGGCUGCUGCUGCAGGCGGCGGGGCCGCUCCGCCUGUGCCGCCCGCCCCGCGGGCUCUGCGCGGCCCCCCGCGCGCUCUGCUCCGCGCCCAACGGCCCCGCCGAGCCCCGCCGCGACGAGGAGGACGAGGAGGAGCCCGACGCGGCGCAGGAUUCCAGAGACUUAUUAAAGGAAUUUCCACAGCCUAAAAACUUGCUCAACAGUGUGAUUGGACGAGCCCUGGGCAUUUCCCAUGCAAGGGACAAGCUGGUCUACAUCCACACUAAUGGGCCAAGGAAAAAGAAAGUCACUCUGCACAUCAAGUGGCCCAAGAACGUGGAGGUGGAGGGCUAUGGGACCAAGAAGAUCGACGCGGAGCGGCAGGCGGCCGCCGCGGCCUGUCAGCUCUUCAAGGGCUGGGGGUUGCUGGGCCCCCGGAACGAGCUCUUUGACGCUGCCAAGUACCGGCUCCUGGCGGACCAGCUGGGCUGUCCCGACGAGCGCUGGUGCUCCGAGGGCAAGUGGCGCUCCAAGUCCGGGCCCUCCCUGGCAGACCUGUCCACCUGCUGGCGGAGGAUGGAGCCCGACGACUCCAUCCAGCCCAUGGAGCAGGGCAGGAUGCCCAAAGCCAUGAGGAGGGAAGAGCUGGAGGAGGGGGAGCUGGAGGAAGGGGAGCUGGAGGAGGGGGAGCUGGAGGAGGAGGCGAUCGAUGUCUCCGAUUACCUGCCCAUGGCACACCAGGACGCCCGGACCCCAGGCAGGGAUGCCAGCCGAGGAGGGAGUUCCAUUGAGAUGACCGACGACAACACUGCCAUCCGUGCCCUGACGCAGUUCCCACUGCCCAAAAACCUCCUGGCCCAAGUGAUUCAGAUUGCAACCUCUUCCUCCACAGUCAAGGAGUACAUGCAGUUCCGCACGGUGGGCACCAAGACCAAGAUCUGCAAGCUGACCCUGCGCUGGCCCUGCCCCAUGACCUUCGCUGCCAAGGGCCGGCGCAAGGUGGAGGCAGAAAACAAAGCAGCAGCUCUGGCCUGUCAGAAGCUGAAGAGCCUUGGCUUGGUGGACAAGAACAACAACCCCCUGAGCCAUGCCAUGUACAACAUGACUUCCCUGCGGGAGCUGGGGGAGAACCAGAGGAAGCCCUGCCACAUCAAAGUCCCCGAGGCCACCCUGCGCAAGAUCGAGAACUACCUGAACCACUAUCCCGUGGACAUCAGGGAGUCCCGGCCCCGGAUUGCCGAUGACAUGAUGAACCUGACCAAGGAAUCCGGUGCGAUAAGCGACGCCAUCACGGGGAAGACCUACAUCCCCAUGCUGGAGGCAGAGGAAGUGCGCCUUAGCCAGAACCUCCUGGCCCUCUGGAAAAGGAGAGGAGCCUCCUGGCAGGAGAGCCACCCACUGCCAGUAGACCCCCACAAGGACACCAUCCUGUCAGCCAUCGAGCAGAACCCCGUGGUGGUAAUAGCGGGAGACACGGGCUGCGGGAAGACCACGCGGAUCCCGCAGCUGCUGCUGGAACACUACAUCCUGGAGGGCCGCGGCGCCCGCUGCAACGUGGUGAUCACCCAGCCCCGCAGGAUCAGCGCCAUCUCCGUGGCCCAGCGCGUGGCACAGGAGCUGGGGCCCAACAUGAGGAAGAACGUGGGCUACCAGGUGCGGCUGGAGAGCAAACCCCCCGCCCGGGGAGGGGCCCUGCUCUUCUGCACCGUGGGCAUCCUGCUCAGGAAGCUGCAGGGCAACCCCAGCCUGGAGGGCGUCAGCCACGUCGUGGUGGACGAGGUGCACGAGCGAGACGUCAACACCGACUUCCUGCUCAUCCUGCUCAAAGGCAUCCAGAAGCUGAACCCCGACCUGCGCCUGGUCCUCAUGAGCGCCACGGGGGACAACCAGCGCUUCUCCCACUACUUUGGGGACUGCCCUGUGGUCAAGGUGCCGGGCUUCAUGUACCCGGUGAAGGAAUACUACCUGGAGGAGAUCCUGGCCAAGCUGGGCCGGCACCGACACCGGCACUACGAGAUCAAGCAAUCCGACGAUGAGUGUGUGCUGGAUCUUGACCUGAUCACCGACCUCGUGCUCCAGAUCGAUGCCCACGGAGAGCCAGGUGGGAUCCUCUGCUUCCUCCCUGGCUGGCAGGAGAUCAAAGGGGUGCAGCAGCGGCUGCUGGAGAUGCUGGGCUCGCAGAACAGCCGCUACCUCGUCCUGCCAGUGCACUCCAACAUCCCCAUGAUGGACCAGCAGAACAUCUUCCAGAGGCCUCCUCCUGGCGUCAGGAAGAUUGUCCUGGCCACCAACAUCGCGGAGACCUCCAUCACCAUCAACGACAUCGUGCACGUGGUGGACAGUGGCACGCACAAGGAGGAGCGCUACGACCUCAAGACCAAGGUGUCCUGCCUGGAGACGGUGUGGGUGUCCAAGUCGAACGUGGUGCAGCGGCGGGGCCGCGCCGGCCGCUGCCAGUCGGGCUUUGCCUACCACCUCUUCCCUCGCAGCCGCCUGGACAAGAUGCCAACUUACCAGGUGCCAGAGAUCCUGCGCACCCCCCUGGAGAACCUGGUGGUGCAGGCCAAGAUCCACAUGCCGGAGAAAACGGCAGUUGAAUUUCUCUCCAAGGCUCUGGACAGCCCUGACAUCAAAGCUGUGGAUGAAGCCGUGAUCUUGCUGCAGGAGAUUGGAGUGCUGGACCAGCGGGAGGCCCUCACCACCCUGGGCAAGCGGCUGGCCCAGAUCUCCACAGACCCUCGGCUGGCCAAGGCCAUCGUCCUGGCCUCCAUCUACCGCUGCCUGCACCCCCUGCUCGUCAUCGUGUCCUGCCUCACGCGGGACCCCUUCAGCAGCAGCCUGCAGAACCGCGCCGAGGUGGACAAGGCCAAGGCCGUGCUGAGCCGGGAGAGCGGCAGUGACCACCUGGCCUUCGUGCGGGCCGUGGCGGGCUGGGAGGAGGUGCUGAGGCGCAGGGACAGCCGUGCCAGGGACAACUACCUGCAGGACUACUACCUGUACGGGCCCAGCCUGCGCUUCAUCAACGGCCUUGUCAAGCAGUUCUCUGAGAACCUCUACGAAGCCUUCCUGGUGUCGUCCCCGUCUGACUGUACCAUGCCAUCAUCCGUGUGUAACCAGUACAGUGAAGAGGAGGAACUGGUCAAGGGAGUCCUCAUGGCUGGGCUCUACCCCAACCUCAUCCAGGUGAGACAAGGCAAAGUGACCCGCCAGGGGAAGUUCAAACCCAACAGCUACGCGUACCGGACAAAGGCCGGCACCGUCCUGCUGCACAAGUCAACCAUCAACAGGGAGGCCUCCAAGCUGUACAGCCGCUGGCUCACCUAUUUCAUGGCUGUCAAGUCCAACGGGGGCGUGUUCGUGCGGGACUCGUCCCAGGUGCACCCGCUGGCCGUGCUGCUCAUGACCGACACCGACAUCCACGUCCGAGAUGACGGCUGGAGAGCCACGGUGUCCCUGACGGACAGCGACCUCCUGGUGCUGGAGGGGGACUCCUACACCAUCCGCCUGCUGCGCGACUUCCGCGUGUCCCUGUCCAAGAUGGUGGAGACGUGCCUGUGCUACGAGAUGGCCGCGAUCCCCGGGGACCUGCACCACCAGCACAGCCAACUGCUCGACAUCCUGGUGGAUCUGCUCAAGGGCCCUCCCGGCAGCUUUGGCUCGUAGGCGGAGCUGGAGGCUCCUGUGGGGACUUGUAAUUUGUAUAAAGAUGUUCACAAAUGUUUAUUUAAAUAAAGUUCUAUUUAUCCCUUGUGAA
Messenger RNA from Pseudopipra pipra, 3760 nucleotides. It is a transcript of the gene DHX30, whose product is annotated as DExH-box helicase 30. Lineage: Eukaryota; Metazoa; Chordata; Aves; Passeriformes; Pipridae. The record is from RefSeq and is a predicted model, not a curated record. Bases 16 to 3669 code for a protein of 1217 amino acids. Gene Ontology annotation, molecular function: helicase activity; ATP binding; RNA binding. Gene Ontology annotation, cellular component: nucleus; intracellular anatomical structure. The transcript is spliced from 19 exons.